CUUGUAGGUGGUUCUUAGCUUAGCUUUUCGCCAUGUCCGGUCGCGGAAAGCAGGGAGGAAAGGCCCGCGCUAAGGCCAAGUCUCGCUCGUCCCGAGCCGGUCUGCAGUUCCCGGUGGGGCGCGUGCACCGCCUGCUCCGCAAGGGCAACUACGCCGAGCGGAUCGGGGCCGGCGCCCCCGUCUACCUGGCCGCCGUGCUCGAGUACCUGACGGCCGAGAUCCUGGAGCUGGCGGGCAACGCGGCCCGCGACAACAAGAAGACCCGCAUCAUCCCCCGCCAUCUGCAGCUGGCCAUCCGCAACGACGAGGAGCUCAACAAGCUGCUGGGCAAGGUGACCAUCGCCCAGGGCGGCGUCCUGCCCAACAUCCAGGCCGUGCUGCUGCCCAAGAAGACCGAGAGCCACCACAAGGCCAAGGGCAAGUAAAUUCGAAGAAAAAAAAAAAAAACCCUACUCACUAACACCAAAGGCUCUUUUCAGGGCCACCCACAAUCCUCAAAGGAAAAGCUGUUGCAUUAUUUCGGGUCUCUUUUUAAUGACCCUAAUGCUUUAGUAAGGGGAAAUGCUUGGAGAACAUUCCGCACACGGUGAUACGCCACAAUGGGAGAACAGGCAAUGCUCCCUAAUGCCUGAACCAACUAAUUAGGCUUCUGUGUCCGAGAAAGGGUCAAAGAAGGUGGUGACAAGCACAGAAGAAAAAUGAAGAGAAAAAUUGUCAGCUACCACCCAGGACUUCAAGACGGACCUGCGCUUCCAGAGGUCAGCCGUCAUGGCCCUGCAGGAGGCAAGUGAGGCCUAACUGCAUAUCUUCAAGGCAACAAGAGGUAGAGGCUUCCAGCAC
This is a messenger RNA of Tachyglossus aculeatus (Australian echidna), 840 nucleotides long. RefSeq names its product histone H2A type 1-like. Lineage: Eukaryota; Metazoa; Chordata; Mammalia; Monotremata; Tachyglossidae. The record is from RefSeq and is a predicted model, not a curated record. Gene Ontology annotation, cellular component: nucleosome. Gene Ontology annotation, molecular function: protein heterodimerization activity; DNA binding; structural constituent of chromatin. The transcript has 4 exons. Bases 33 to 425 code for a protein of 130 amino acids.